Helianthus annuus (common sunflower) is the source of this 1400-nucleotide messenger RNA. Its product is annotated as F-box protein 7. Gene Ontology annotation, biological process: SCF-dependent proteasomal ubiquitin-dependent protein catabolic process. The coding region runs from base 150 to 1133 and encodes 327 amino acids. Gene Ontology annotation, cellular component: SCF ubiquitin ligase complex. Gene Ontology annotation, molecular function: protein binding. Lineage: Eukaryota; Viridiplantae; Streptophyta; Magnoliopsida; Asterales; Asteraceae. The record is from RefSeq and is a predicted model, not a curated record. The transcript is spliced from 11 exons.
UAACUGAACCGGGUAAAGCCGAGAGAUACACGAAGUCGGUCACACAAAUACAAAACCACACACACCACAAAUCCCAUAUAACAAUUAGGUCCUCUUUCAUACCCAAUGACGACGAAACAUUUCCAAUUUCUCCAGCAUCUUCCUUAAUCAUGGCUUCAGAUUACGCCACGAAUAUUGUUGCUGAACUUGAAUCGGCCUCUCAGUUGAGGGCUGCAGGAUUCUUCAUUACACGAAGACCAUGGCUCGAUCUCUAUGGGGUAAAUGUAAGACCAGUUGCACCAUUUGGUAGCACAUAUGGUAAACCGGUUGUUGAUUCAUCGCUGAUACAUAAGUGCUUGCCAGAUGAAUUACUGUUUGAGAUUUUUGCUAGAAUGACCCCAUACAACUUGGGGAAAGCAGCUUGUGUUUGUAGAAAAUGGAGAAAUACCGUACGUAACCCUGUGUUUUGGCGUAAUGCGUGCUUAAAAGCCUGGCAGAUAUCUGGUGUAGUUGAAAAUUAUAAGCUUAUGCAAAGCCAUUAUGAUUCCUCGUGGAGGAAGAUGUGGUUAUCGAGGCCGAGGGUCCGCAUGGAUGGUAUCUAUGUGAGUAGGAACACCUAUAUUCGUGCUGGUGUAGCAGAGUGGAAGGUCACCAACCCAGUUCAUGUGGUUUGCUAUUUCCGGUACCUCAGGUUUUAUCCUUCUGGCAGGUUUCUAUAUAAGAAUUCAUCCGAGAAAUUAAAGGAUGUUGUGAAAUUCAUGAACUUCCGUUCCACUAAAGCUGAGAUUUGUCACAGUGGUCGCUUCACGAUGUCUGAAGACAAGGUUGAAGGUGCUCUUUUGUAUCCUGGUUUGCGUCCUACUAUUUGGAGAAUCCGCUUGAGGUUACGAGGUACAACAGCAGGGGCUAACAACCGGAUGGAUCUUCUUUCGAUUGUGACUAGUGGCGUGCAAGAGAGUGAGGUCCCGGGGCCCGAUGGGGACAUUCUUGGAGUUGUUGAAGGGUGGCAGGAUGAUGAAACGCACAAUCCAGAAGUACCCGCUAUUUCUCAUACAAGAGGUUUGACACCUUUUGUGUUUGUUCCAUUCGAAGAGGCGGAUACUUCAGUUCUGAAUCUGCCUGUAGAGCGCAUGGAUUAUUACGUACCCGGUUGAAUGGCGUUGUAUUUGUAAAUAAAAUUGUUUAUUAAAAGUUAUGUAUGUUUUAAGUUGUACCUUAUGAUAUAUCGUUAGUUCUAGGAGGUAUAUAUGUGAUGACCAUACCUAACUAGCCUCUAUGAUCAUAAUGAACUUGUUAUGAACCAUCUUAUUAGUUGGCCAAAUUCAGAAAGUAUGGUUUAUUGUGUGUUGUACAAUGUGUUUUUACCAUUGUAUUGUAUUAAGAUGAUUAUUUGCUAAAAUAAUGAGAAGUUGGUGAUGAUA